Messenger RNA from Prunus armeniaca (apricot), 192 nucleotides. Lineage: Eukaryota; Viridiplantae; Streptophyta; Magnoliopsida; Rosales; Rosaceae. The record is from the annotation of a GenBank genome assembly.
AUGUACCUAUGUUGGAUUCAAACGUCAGCACCUUCAACUGAUGAGAUUAAGCUGGAAAUCAAUACCAAUGUUGAGAUUGGUAGAGCUUUAAUCUAUUUUAGCCAUGGAGAGGCUUGUUGGAUGGGCAUAACCGGGAUUUCUCCAGUCUGCAUUGGAUUGGAAGUGGCUGGAUUGACGAUUUCUGAUCCGUAA